Episyrphus balteatus (marmalade hoverfly) is the source of this 1935-nucleotide messenger RNA. It is a transcript of the gene PhKgamma, whose product is annotated as phosphorylase b kinase gamma catalytic chain, skeletal muscle/heart isoform. Gene Ontology annotation, biological process: glycogen biosynthetic process; protein phosphorylation. NCBI's taxonomy places the organism in Eukaryota, Metazoa, Arthropoda, Insecta, Diptera, Syrphidae. Bases 474 to 1904 code for a protein of 476 amino acids. The record is from RefSeq and is a predicted model, not a curated record. Gene Ontology annotation, cellular component: phosphorylase kinase complex. The transcript is spliced from 12 exons. Gene Ontology annotation, molecular function: calmodulin binding; phosphorylase kinase activity; ATP binding.
AUUCGCUAAAUUCAUUUGCUGUUAGUCGGUUCGUUUGCUGCUGCCAUUUCGUUGUUGGUUGCACUUGUUUCACGAAAUUUCCAAUCAAAUUUAGUUUUUUUCUUUUCUCUGAAUGUGAAUUUUACUUCAACAACUUUAUCAAAUCUUAUAUUUACUGAACGACCAUCUGUUCUCCCAUUCAUCAACUUAACUUAUUGCGCGCUCCCCCCAAACAACAGUUUGACAGCGACCGCGAGCGAAGAGUGUGAAAAACGGGUCAAUACUUUUUUUUCUCCAAAUUGAAAAUAACCUGAAACUGAAACCGAACUGAACUUUUCUACGCAAUUUUUUGUUUAAUAUUCCAUUUUUUUGUUGCCUGUUUUAAAAUAAUUGUAAAACUUUGUGAAUAGAAAAACAAAAUAAAAAAAGAACAGUUUGUUGUCUUUUUUUUCGCAACGUUGUAUUAAAUUUUGAGCAAAAUUCGGCGAGCAGACAUGGCCAAGGACGAAGAAGAUGAAGAUUUGUUGCCUGACAAAGAUGCAGCUAAAGGUUUCUAUGCUAAAUAUGAACCAAAAGAAAUUCUUGGAAGAGGUAUCAGUUCAACAGUGCGAAGAUGUAUUGAAAAAGAAACUGGCAAAGAGUUUGCUGCAAAAAUCAUUGAUCUAGGUGGUGCAACAGAAGCUGGUGAAUCAAAUCCCUUGCACAUGUUAGAAGCCACUAGGCAAGAAAUAUCCAUAUUAAGACAAGUUAUGGGACAUCCAUAUAUAAUUGAUUUACAAGAUGUUUUCGAAUCGGAUGCAUUCGUAUUUUUAGUAUUUGAACUCUGUCCAAAAGGUGAGCUCUUCGAUUACUUAACAACAGUUGUAACGCUAUCAGAAAAAAAGACUAGAACCAUUAUGAGACAAAUCUUCGAAGGAGUCGAAUACAUACAUGGUAAAAAUAUUGUCCAUAGAGACUUAAAGCCAGAAAAUAUUCUGCUGGACGAGAAUCAUAGUGUGAAAAUCACAGAUUUUGGCUUUGCUCGUCAACUGAAAGAAGGCGAAAAAUUAAACGAUCUAUGCGGUACUCCGGGCUAUUUGGCACCAGAGACGCUUAGAUGUAAUAUGUUCGAAGGAUCGCCUGGCUAUUCACAAGAAGUUGAUAUUUGGGCGUGUGGUGUUAUUAUGUUUACCCUGCUUGUUGGAUGUCCUCCUUUUUGGCAUAGAAAACAAAUGGUAAUGCUGCGCAAUAUCAUGGAGGGAAAAUAUAGCUUUACAUCGCCUGAAUGGGCGGACAUAUCAGAAGAUCCAAAGGACCUCAUAAGAAAGUGUCUAGUCGUCGAUCCAUCACAAAGGAUCACAGUCAAGGAAGUAUUAAGACAUCCAUUCUUCAACCAAAUCCUAUUUGAACAAGAUAUCGAUGGAAUUAAACGCAGCCUCUCAUACAAGUCUAGGAGAAUGAGUCGUAUCACGGAAAUUGCACUGAUCUCAAAACCUGAGCCCUCAAUUGGACAUCCUACUAGUUACGAGCAGUUAAAAGAGCAGAGUAUACAAAAUGGAAAUUACACUCUUAAAUUGUAUAUCACCAAAAAGCAUUAUGAUAAUCUUAUAGGUGAAGAAUCACCAGCGUCAAAUCAAAUUCAGAGUACACAGCUCCGAAAACAGAGUCGAUUCAAUGCUAAAAAGAAAUUCCAGUAUGCAAUACUGUGUGUCCGUGCAAUGAUAAGGAUACGAAGGCUUCGUUAUACCUCUGAACCAUUAUGCGUCGAUGAUGCUAUAAGAGAUCCAUAUAGAGUGAAAGUGCUCAGAAAGGUAAUUGAUGGAUGCGCUUUCCGAGUAUAUGGACAUUGGGUCAAGAAGGGCGAAGGUCAAAAUCGGGCCGCCCUAUUUGAGAACACACCACGCACAGAACUUCAUGCACUAUACAUAAACAAUCUUAGUCGAUAGGAGUAAAUUAAAUUCAGUUAAAAAAAAAAAA